AUGAUCUGUAUAGAAUGUACAGAACCGGUGUCAUCAUUAUACACGGAGUACUCAACCGAUAACAUUCGACUCACUGCAUGCUCCAAAUGUAACAAAUUCGCCGACAAAUACAUUGAACACGACGGAGUGCUCAUCUUCAUCGACCUGCUGCUGCUCAAGAAACAGGCCUACCGACACCUGGUCUUCAACGUGCUCACACCUGACACAAGCCCAAGCACAACCAACGACAACCUUCACCCUCGAGUACGACGGCUGUUUCUGCUCAUCACCCUUUUUGAAGUGUACCUGACGUGGGCACAGGUGGAGAAGGGACCACAAACGCCAUUAACGCGUUACCUCCUGGGACUGCCCAUUAUCACACAAUAUAACUACUUUCUCAUCAUCUGUCUGACUGAGGCAGUCACAUGGCACAUCUCGGUACGUGUCAUGGCAAGGAUUCUGUUGGGCUGGAAACGCCCAAAUGCAUUGUCUACAGCACUACUCAUUUCAUCAGCAACAAAACUACUGCCGAUUCUCAUGAUCAUCUGGGACUACGAUGUGCCCCUUGCUGCUGCUCUGGUAGGCUGGGCUGUCAAUUUCAACGUCGUUGAAGCCCUCACUAUCGUAUUGAGCUGUUCAUACUUCAAGGCUAUUCUAAUAACAGCCAUGUCAAGUAUAGCAAAGGGAGCUGUUUCGAGGUUCAUUUUUAUGCCCAUUCUACUAAACGACUGUGACGUCGAGUUCCCAAGUCUGGACGUUAGCGCCAUCGGCCAACCCACACUCUUUGCUCAAGUCUUUCAACUUAUCAAGACCUACGCCGAGCGUGUUUAA
Yarrowia lipolytica CLIB122 is the source of this 810-nucleotide messenger RNA. RefSeq lists its product as uncharacterized. Lineage: Eukaryota; Fungi; Ascomycota; Dipodascomycetes; Dipodascales. The record is from RefSeq and is a predicted model, not a curated record. Gene Ontology annotation, cellular component: cortical endoplasmic reticulum; Golgi apparatus. Gene Ontology annotation, biological process: regulation of plasma membrane sterol distribution; sterol metabolic process; sphingolipid metabolic process.